AUGUGGGCAAGCGCGUCCUUCGUGGGCGUGCUCAUCGUGAUCGGGCUCCCGCUGUGGUGGAAGACCACGGAGGUGUACAGGGUAGCGCUUCCCUACGACGAGAUCGCGGCCUUCGACUCCCAAUCGCACACGAUCACCACACAACUAACGGAUUCCGAUGUUCUCAAUAUCAACAUAACCAAGCGCGUACUGACGGACGAGCUGCGAACGACCCUCGGGUCAGUGGCAGACGAGACGGAGGCGGUGGGGGUGGUCGGUGCCAGCUUCGACCUCGAGGAGCACAAUAAGCUACUCCUGGUGCAGCGUGGGCCGCUCCCCCAGGAUGUGUGGGUGGGACGCGAAAGGGUGGUGUUCUUCAGGGAUGCCAAGGCCGCGGACACCGUCGCGAAGGUCCUCAAGCAGUGGAUAUACGUGCCCUCGGUGCUCAUCGGCGCUCGCGCCCAGUCGGGCGACUCGACGCGCCGCGUUCGAUUCCCGCCGGGGCGCGGCUACCACGUGGCGCUGUCCGUGGUGCACCCCCGCCCCCAGGACCUGAAGCUGGAGUUCGACGCCGAGGCGGCGGUCGAAGAUUACAUUGGCUCGUUCGUGGACGAAUUGCACGAGCUACACAAUUUCACCUUGAAAUCCCAAUGGCUUUAUUUGCUGAAUUUCGACUUCAAAGCUAAGGAGAUCAGGAACGACAAGUCCAGACACUUCGCCGUCAGGGAGGACAGGCUGCACCUGCUGCUGACGAGCUUGGAGACGAGGACUGCUACUCAGGUAUCCGAGCUGCCCACAGUUAACCUGGCUCUUUACGUGGUGCCGUGCUCACAGGCGCCGCUUGUCAUUUACGACACACAGGACAAGCCGGCGUUCGACGGCGUGCAGGCGUUCAUGUCGCCCCGAUGGGGCGGCGUGGUGCUGGCCAGCCCCGGGGCUGAGGAGUGCUCGGGCCGCCAGCCGGCGUGGGCCCCGCCCCUCGCCCCGGCCAUGGGCGCGUUCCUCGCCCAGCUGCGGGCGCUGCUCGGCAUCACGGACAAGCCGAAUGUAAAAGGCGCCUACCUAGAGCCACUCAAGUCUGUGAUCCCUCGCCGGUGGGAAGUAGACGGGCUACUGAGGAUCAGGACCUUGGAACAGAUCACCUCUGCCGAGAGGACAUUGCAGUCCUUAGCGCAGUUACUUGGUGAGAUCCCGAACAUCGUGAUAAACGACGAGGUGGGGGCCGGUGUUGCGUCCGCGGUGGCCGCCGCCAGAGGGGCGGGGGCGCUCGCCCGGGCGGGGCUCCUGCGAGGGGCGCACCGCACCUCGAGCGAGGCCUUCCUCGCCGCCGAGACGGCCUUCACGGACCCCAGCCUGCUGGCCUUGCUCUACUUCCCCGACGACCAGAAGUACGCCAUCUACAUCCCGCUGUUCCUGCCGAUAAUGUUCCCGGUGGUGCUGUCGCUGAAGAACCUGGUGCUCUGGCUGCGCGGGAAGCCGCCCAAGGUCAAGGUGGAC
Messenger RNA from Iphiclides podalirius (scarce swallowtail), 1476 nucleotides. NCBI's taxonomy places the organism in Eukaryota, Metazoa, Arthropoda, Insecta, Lepidoptera, Papilionidae. The record is from the annotation of a GenBank genome assembly.